This is a messenger RNA of Dibothriocephalus latus, 2196 nucleotides long. NCBI's taxonomy places the organism in Eukaryota, Metazoa, Platyhelminthes, Cestoda, Diphyllobothriidea, Diphyllobothriidae. The record is from the annotation of a GenBank genome assembly.
AUGGCCUGGGCACCUCACGAGGAUGGCAUCAAAACGGUGUUGGAGUUAUUGCAUAACUCACAGUCAGCUGAUACAAAUGUGCAAAGAAAUGUUCAAGUGUUGCUAAACGAUUUAAAUACUCGGCCGGAUUUUGUGAAGUAUCUGAUGUAUGUGUUUUCGAAACUCACGUCAGAGAACGAAAUGACGCGUGCGAUGAGCGGGCUUGUACUGAAAAACAACCUCCUAUCCUUUUAUCACACUCACCCCCCGGAAGUCAUAGCCUGCAUCAAGGAAGAAUGCUUGUCUUGCAUGAGCGAUCCUCUACCUAUGAUACGAUCUACCGCUGGGACCCUUAUAACUACGAUAGUAAGCAUAGGGGGACUUAAGUCUUGGCCCGAAGUUAUCCCCAAGCUCAUCGAAAGUCUUAAUUCGCAAGACGAAUGUCUACUUCAGGGAACAUUUGAUGCGUUGAAAAAAAUUUGUGAGGACUCUAAAGAUGGUUUGGAGGACGAAAGUCUUGCUUCGGCUCUAGAAGCGCUUAUCCCGAAGUUUAUCCAAUUUUUCUCUCACCCACAACCCAAAAUUCGUGCACUGUCUUUGUCUUGCGCCAAUCAGUUUAUUUCAAAUCAAUCCCGUGCCUUCCUGACCCAUAUGGAUGAGUUCCUGCAGGCGCUUUUUGCGCUUGCAGAAGAUGUUGACAGAGAAGUGGUAAAAAACGUAUGUUCGGCUCUGGUUCUACUUGUCGAGGUCCGCGUUGACAUGCUUUUGCCGCAUAUGAAGAACAUAAUUGAGUAUAUGCUUUUACGUACUCAAGAUGCCGACGACGCAAUAGCCCUGGAAGCUUGUGAAUUUUGGCUCUCGCUCUCCGAGAUACCACUGUGCUUCCAGGUUCUAAGUGGUUAUCUUGACAGGCUUAUUCCAGUCCUCAUACGUGGAAUGAAGUAUUCAGAAAGUGACCUAGCUUUGCUAAGCAAUGAUCUAGAAAACGACUCUCACGUACCUGACAAAGAAUGUGAUAUUCGUCCUCGCUUCCAUAAACCCAAAAACAGGAUGCAAGAAGACGAGGAAGAAGAUGAAGAUUACGAUGACUACGUUAGCAAUUGGACGCUGCGAAAAUGUUCUGCGGCUGCCGUCGACGUGUUGGCUAAUGUUUUUCACAGCGAAAUACUGCAACAUUUGUUGCCGAUGACAAAAGAGGCCCUUUUAUCGACACGUUGGGAAAUUCGGGAAUCAGGCAUAUUGGUGCUUGGGGCCAUCGCAGAAGGUUGCAUGAACGACCUGGUUAUAUACCUUCCAGAACUUUGCUCCUUUCUAAUCGAUGCACUUGAGGAUGAAAAACCCCUGAUAAGGAGCAUAACGUGUUGGACUUUAAGCCGCUAUGCACACUGGAUUGUUGGCCAGCCUCACGACCAGUAUCUUCGGCCGUUGAUCGUCGAGCUUUUAAAAAGGAUUUUAGAUACCAACAAACGUGUUCAGGAGUCUGCAUGCUCCGCUUUUGCCACGCUCGAAGAAGAGGCGUGUAUGGACUUGGUUCCAUAUCUCGAACACAUACUUCGCACACUGGUCCUUGCCCUCAGUCAGUAUCAGCACAAAAACUUGAUAAUUCUUUACGACGCUAUUGGAACGCUUGCUGAUUCUGUUGGACAUCAGCUUAACCGGAAGGAGUACGAGGACCUUCUUAUGCCCGCGUUGUUUGAAAAAUGGAACGCUCUUAAAGACGACGAUAAGGACCUCUUUCCUCUUCUUGAGUGCCUUUCGAGUGUGGCUACAGCCCUUGGGAUCGGGUUUUUGCCGUAUUGUGCCCCUGUCUUUACAAGAUGUCUCUCUCUUGUUGAAAAAACCAUUCAACAGAGCAUGGCACAUGCUGCACAACCGGACUUGUGUGAGCAACCCGAUAAGGAUUUUAUGGUUGUGUCGUUAGACCUCUUGAGCGGAAUAACCGAAGGUCUUGGUAACCACAUCGAACCGCUAGUUGCCAACAGCCAGAUCGUCCCGCUGCUCUAUCAGUGUGCCCAAGACCCUCAACCAGACGUACGGCAAAGUACCUUCGCGUUGAUCGGGGACCUGACGAAGGUCUGCUUUAACCACAUUAAGCCUCAGAUUGGCAGCUUUAUGAACGUCCUGGCACAGAAUCUGUCCUCAGAGAACAUUUCAGUUUGCAACAAUGCUAUCUGGGCAAUCGGAGAGAUCUGCAUGCAAAUGGGUAAUGACCACUGA